CCGGGAGGGCGGGGCGAGGGAAGCACUGCAGGCGCUCGAGCUUGGCGGUUGGUGGUAGUUGGUUGUCUCGCGCCGGGAGCCGGAGUGGACUAUGAGCAGCGGCGGCGCGGGGGCGGUGGGGGGCCCAGCCACCAAGCUCUGUCUUGUGGACCCGGCCGGGCAGCGGCACGACGAGGCUGAGGCGGCCCAGACGCUGGCCGCCAUGACGGGCUGGGGGGCGUCCCGCGAGGCCACCAGGGGGCGUGAGGCGACUGCAGCGGCCGUUAGUGACGUCACGGAGGGGCUCCACGGGGCCGCCAGUGGGCGCAAGACGGCUGCGGCCUUUGGUGAUGUCACAGAAGGGGGGUGCGAGGCCUCCUCUGAGGGCAGCUUCAACGCCAGCUCUGAGGAGAGACUCAGCAGCGCCUCUGAGGGGAGCAUGGAAACUGUGGCUGCUGUGGGGGGCCUUGAAACCACUGCCAUUAGUAGGUGUGGGGGCUUAGAACCUGCAGGGAUAAUGAUGAGGGGCCUGGAAAGAGAGGACAGCAGCAAAAAGAGGAGGCUUGACACUGCUUUGAUGAUGAUGAGGGGCCUGGAGACCACCAGCACCGUAGAGGGGGCUCUGGAGAGCCCUGUGAUCACAUUAGGGAGCAUGGGAACUACCAACCCUGUGAAAGGGGUCCAGAAAAUCAACAACAGAAAGAGGGGCCUGGAGCGUGCUGGGAUAAUGCCAGGCCUACGGACCACCACAACCAUAGGAGAGAGCCAGGAAGAUGCCAUGACUAUAAGAGAUCUAGAAACUGCUAACACCAACAGAAAGAGAGGCCUGGAGCCUGUCAGGACAAAAAUGAAGGGCCUGGGCCCUGUCAUGACCUUGAUGGGGGGCCUAGAAGACACCAUGACCAUGAUCAAGGGCCUGGAUUCUGCUGGCCCUGUAAAGGGGGGCCCAGGAACCACCAAUGCCUGCAGAAAGAGGGGCCUGGAAACUGCUGUCAUGAUGAUGAGGGGCCUGGAGAUGGUCAGUGCCAACAAAAAGGGGAGGCUGGAACCUGCUGUGACCAUGGUGGGGGACCUGGAAACUGGCAGCCCUGUAGAGGGGGACCUGGAAACUGUCAACAUCAGCAGAAAGAGAGGCCUGGAAACUGAUGUUACUGUGAUGGGGGAAAUGGGAAUGGCAAGCACCAACAAAAAGGGGAGGCUGCAGACCACCAUGACUAUGGUGGGGGGCCUGGAAGAUGCCAUGACCACAAUAGGGGGCCUUAAACCUGCUAGCCCUGUAACAGGGAGCCUGGAAACUGCUGCUACUGUGCUGGUGGACCUGGGAAUGGCCAAUGCCAGUAAAAAGGGCCUGGAAGCAAGUGGGGAGCCCAGCGGGAGCCCGGACCCAGCAGUUGAUUGCCGGGAAGGCCGGAGGAAGAGGAAGGCAGAAGAGGCAGUGAUCUCGGUGGAGGAAGAAGAAGAGGACGAGGAGGAGGGUGGGCCUGGGGGGCAGCGAGUUCUGAAGAUGGAGCAGUAUCUGGAUGCACUGGAGGCGGUACAGCUGCAGCUGGAGGAGGUGAAUGCCCGCGCUGCCUGUGCCUACCAACAGCUGCGCACCAAGUUUGGGCACCUGCGGCGGCCCCACCUUGAGCACCGCAACCUCAUCAUCCAGAAUAUCCCUGGCUUCUGGGUCACUGCUUUUCUCAACCACCCCCAGCUGUCAGCCCUGAUUAAUGACCGGGAUGAGGAUACCCUCAGCUACAUGACCAACCUGCAGGUGGAGGACUCCCACACCAAGCCCAGCUGCAAGAUCAAGUUCUACUUCAGCAAGAACCCUUACUUCCAGAAUGAGGUCAUCGUCAAGGAGUUCCAACAUGGCUUCUCUGGCCGGCUCAUGUCCCAUGCCACUCCAAUCCGCUGGUGGCAGGGCCAAGACCCCCAGCUACAGGCCCACAAGCUGCCUAACACAGGGCGCAGCUUCUUCCACUGGUUUGGUGACCACAGCUUCCCUGCUGGUGACCGCAUUGCUGAGAUCAUCAAGGAAGACCUCUGGCCCAACCCGCUGCAGUACUACCUGAUGGGUGAGGGUGGGGAACAUGGUGAUGACAGUGAGACAGAAAAUGGAGAGGAUUGCGUGGUGAUCGUGGAUGAUGAUGGCGAGGAUGAGGAGGAGGUGCAGGAGAUCUUGGAUGAAGACGAGGAGGGUGGAGGCAGCAGCGUGGAGGAGGUAAUGGAGAAGGCUGCAGUGCCAGAGUCUGACAGCCGGGGCAUAGAGCUGGAGGAUGGAUAGUUCUAUGUCUUCUCCUGACCUGCCCCGCAAAGCCCCAGCCAGGAUUGGACCAUCACCAUGGAAGCUGCCCCCAGGGACCUGGGCCUAGACUCUGCUACUGAUCCCCACCCCUCCAUAGGGGGCAGGGAAUGCUACAUACCAGCAUUAGCUGCUCUUAGGUUUCACUGGGACCAAAGGAUUGUGGGUAACUACCUGGGCCUGGAUGGGCUGGGGGGGGAGGGGCUGGUUGAGCCAAGGGAUGGGUUCAACCUGUGGGUAAUGAAUCCAUGAGCAGCUGCAGGAGCAAAGAACUGCAAAUCUGUGUUGCUGCCAGGAGCAAGAAAUUGUGGGUAAACACCCACAGGUAGGCUCAGACUAAGACAUUGUGGGUAUGUUCCCAGUGACAACCAUCUCGUAUGUUGUCUAGCUCCCCUCAGCAAGGUGUUGUGGGUAAGAGCCUGCUGGUGGCCAUCUUGGGUCUUUUUUGGCUUCUGGUCUUGAGGGGAGGCAUGGUGGGUGUGGAACACAGAGCCUCCCUCACUGCACCUUGGGGUCAGUGGCCCCUGAUUGGGGGUGGGGGACAGGGACCCCAUAUGGCCUUGCCCCCAUUCCUGCUGGUCUAUGCAAUGCUCCUGAGGAGGGGGGUAUCUUCGGCUGUUGUUAGGAGUUGUGGAUUCCUACAGCCACACUUAAUACAGUGACAUUUGGAACUGC
This is a messenger RNA of Alligator mississippiensis (American alligator), 2941 nucleotides long. It is a transcript of the gene TSPYL2, whose product is annotated as TSPY like 2. Gene Ontology annotation, molecular function: chromatin binding; histone binding. The record is from RefSeq and is a predicted model, not a curated record. The transcript is spliced from 7 exons. Gene Ontology annotation, cellular component: nucleus; chromatin. NCBI's taxonomy places the organism in Eukaryota, Metazoa, Chordata, Crocodylia, Alligatoridae. Gene Ontology annotation, biological process: nucleosome assembly. The coding region runs from base 92 to 2248 and encodes 718 amino acids.